Molecule: messenger RNA, 6152 nt
Organism: Drosophila subobscura
Lineage: Eukaryota; Metazoa; Arthropoda; Insecta; Diptera; Drosophilidae
Gene: Liprin-alpha
Product: liprin-alpha-1
Exons: 14
Coding region: 235-3831 (1198 amino acids)
Biological process (GO): synapse organization
Cellular component (GO): presynaptic active zone
Molecular function (GO): protein binding
Source: RefSeq, a predicted model, not a curated record
ACAUUGCCACAGUGGCAACGCCGCGCGUUUUCGUUUUUUUUCGCACACGAUAAAAGUUGGAAAUUAUUGUAAUUUUUGUGGAUUUGCAAAAAGAAUAGAGCCCCAGGACAUAUGCAAAGGCUAGACAGCGGCCAAAGGUGUUGUUGCUGCUGCUGCCCUGCCGCCGUGCGAUCGAUUGGGUGUUGCAUGCCUAUGUGUGAGUUGUGGCGUGCUCUGGCGUGCCCCAAGUAAAUAAUGUGGAACAUGAUGUGCGACGUAAUGCCCACGAUUUCGGAGGACAGCAUAUCGCAGCGCUCCUCGCAGUUCAGCGGCGAGGAUGCCAACUUCGAGCAGCUGAUGGUCUCCAUGCUCGAUGAGCGGGACAAGCUAAUGGACAGCCUGCGCGAGGCGCAGGAGCGGCUCGGCGAAACGGAAGUGAAGCUACACGAUGUGGAAAAGGAGCGUGACAGUCUCCAGCGUCAGAUCAAUGCAAAUCUGCCGCAGGAGUUUGCGACGCUCACAAAGGAGUUGACACAGGCACGCGAAACGUUGCUUGAGCGUGACGAGGAGAUUGGCGAACUCAAGGCGGAACGCAAUAAUACCAGGCUGCUACUCGAGCAUCUGGAGUGCCUGGUGUCGCGGCAUGAACGCUCAUUGAGAAUGACAGUGGUGAAACGGCAGGCUGCCGCCCAGAGCGGCGUCUCCAGUGAGGUGGAAGUGCUCAAAGCCCUGAAAUCCCUUUUCGAGCACCAUAAGGCGCUGGACGAGAAGGUGCGCGAGCGAUUGCGUCUCUCCAUCGAGAAGAACAAUGUGCUGGAGGAGGAGCUGAAUACAACCAAAGAGGAGCUGACGCAAUACAAGGCGGGUGGCACGGUCGGCGGAUCAGGGAGUGGCCCCGUUCCCAGCGGCGGCACUGAGAAUGGCCUGAAAGAGAAGAUGGCGGGCGGCGUGGGCGGAGCUGGCGGCGUCAAUGGGGAGGCUAAUGAGCUCAACGAAUAUGCGGCCAAAACCCACGAACUGCAGACGAUCAUCGAGAAGCAGACCUCGGAGCUCUCGCAAUGGCAGCGACGUGUCUCUGAUUUGAACAACAAAAUAAGCGAGCUGGAGGAGAACAUGUCGCGUGUGCAAAAGGAUCACUGCAAGGCGCAGGAUCAAUGCUCGAAGCUGCAGCGUGAUUUGCGGGAGAAUGUGGCCCAAAAGGAGGAUCAGGAGGAGCGCAUUACCACGCUGGAGAAGCGCUAUGUGAAUGCCCAGCGCGAGUCCACAUCGCUGCAUGAUCUGAACGAGAAAUUGGAGCAGGAAUUGCGGCACAAGGAGGCGCAGCUAAAGCUGCACGAGGAAAAGAUCGGAGCCAUUGAGGAGAAGCUGGAGCUAUCCGAACAGAAGCUUGCCCAACAUGCCAAACUUCAGCCCGACAUGGAAGAGCAGCUGAAGGCCCGCAUGGAGGCAUUGACUAAGGUAGGAAAUAAGGCUCAAGAGAGACAUGGUUCGGCCGAGGAUCGUAUACGGGGACUGGAGACGAAUCUGGACGAGAAGACCACGGAGGUUGUAAGACUGAACCAGCGUCUCAAGAUGAAUGAGGAGCACAAUCUGCGUCUGUCCUCGACGGUGGAUAAGCUGCUUUCAGAGUCCAAUGAGCGGUUGCAGGUGCAUCUGAAGGAGCGCAUGCAUGCGCUGGACGAGAAGAACGCUUUGACGCAGGAGCUGGAGAAGGCACGCAAGGUGGCCGAGGAGCUGCACCACGAGAAGAGCGAAAUCAUGAAGGAGCUCUCCAAGACGCGCCUGGAGAUUGAGAACUUUAAGCGGCAGCUGCUGCAGCAGGAGAUUGCCUACAACAUCCAGCAGACGGAGGCCCUCACCAGGAGCCUCUCGCCCAGCAGCGUUGUCGAUGGUGGUCAGUUCUCGCGUAGCGCCUCGCAUGCCAGCUUCGAGACGCACUCGCUGCGGCGCCAGAAACAGUCGCGGCUAACGGAGGAGAACGCCCUGGCCCGCUCCAUGGCCGAGCAGGAGUGGGAGAAGCUGCAGCAGGCGGCGCAUGCCCAGCAACAGGCGUACGAUCUGGUGGCCAGUGCCGCAGACUGUGACGACAGCGAUGUGCUCUAUGCGGCAGCCACGGCGGACAUGAUGUCGCCAUCGGGACACACGGAUGCCCAGACGCUGGCCAUGAUGCUGCAAGAGCAGCUGGAUGCCAUCAACAAUGAGAUUCGACUGAUCCAGGAGGAGAAGCAGUCGACAGAGGCGCGAGCCGAGGAGCUGGAAUCGCGUGUCGGCAGCCUGGAGCAUGUGAAUCUGUUGGCCCGCGGACGUUCCAUGGACAGGCAGAGUCCUGAAAUGAGUGGGAGGAGCACUCCCAAUAGCCCUCAAAGGGAUUUCAUGCAGAAAUAUCACACGCUCAACUUGCCCGUGCUGUCCAGCGAUGCCUCACGGGAGGAACUUCAUGGGGGCCUGUCCACCACUGGAGAUUCGAGCUCUGGCGGUGCUGCAUCACCGCUGACAGCCCGUUCGAUGCGCUUGGAGCGUGUGGCACAGGCCCUGGCCCACAGUCAGGAGGAGCUGCGUCGUCGAUCGAUUGGAUUGAACCCGAAUGCGCCCGUUUCGCAGAACCACAACCACAUGGCCAUGAGCAGUCACGGCAGCUACGGCCUGUCGCCGCUGAGUUCGCGUUACGGCAGCCAGGAGUCGCUGCGCCACUACAACACCAUGGGCUCCAUGUCUAUGCUGCAGACACCCACCUCGGGCGUGUCCAGGGAGGCGGCCGCUGCGGCCGUGCAGAAGAAGAAGGGCAUCAAGUCCUCGCUGGGGCGUUUCUUUAGCAAAAAGGAGAAGGUCAAGGGCGUAAAGGAUACGCUGCCGGAUGGUUCGCCUAGCAUGAUGUCCAUCGGCAACCUAUCGAUCGGCCUGAGCGAAGUGGACUCCAACUACGAUGCCAUGAGCAUGACGGGUGGCAUGAUGCCGCGAAUAGCCAGUGCGCAGGGAUCGAAGAUCAGCAGCGUCGACUAUGGCAGGCAGAAAAAAGAGCAUGACUAUCGCAACGAUUUAUUGGGUGAGGCCAUGAAGGCGGGCACACCGUUUGCCCUUUGGAAUGGUCCCACAAUUGUGGCCUGGCUGGAGCUGUGGGUGGGCAUGCCCGCCUGGUAUGUGGCCGCCUGUCGUGCCAAUGUCAAAUCGGGUGCCAUUAUGAGUGCCCUCAGCGAUACGGAAAUACAGAGAGAGAUUGGCAUCAGCAAUCCACUGCACAGGCUCAAAUUGCGUUUGGCCAUACAGGAAAUGGUUUCAUUAACCUCUCCCUCGGCGCCACAAACCUCAAGAACCACAUUGGCAUUUGGCGACAUGAAUCACGAGUGGAUUGGAAACUAUUGGCUGCCUGGUUUGGGUCUGCCGCAAUAUCGCACAACAUUUAUGGAGUGUCUAGUCGAUGCCCGCAUGCUGGACCAUCUGACCAAGAAGGAUUUGCGUGGCCAGCUGAAAAUGGUGGACAGUUUUCAUCGCACAAGCCUGCAGUAUGGCAUCUCAAUGCUCAAACGCUUAAACUACGAUCGCACCGAGCUAGAGCACAGGCGAAAGAUGAGCGAGAAUGGACUGUGCGAUGUGCUCGUGUGGAGCAAUGAACGUGUUAUACGCUGGGUGGGCAGCAUAGGACUUAAAGAAUAUGCCAACAAUCUGCUCGAAUCGGGUGUGCAUGGGGCAUUGAUGGCCCUGGAUGAGGGCUUCGAUGCCACUGCCAUGGGCCUGGCCCUACAAAUACCCACACAAAAUGCUCAGGCUCGCCAAAUACUCGAUACGGAGUUUAAUAAUCUGCUGCAAAUUGCCACAGAUCGGAGGCCGGAAAACGAGCAGCGUAGCGCAUCCUGAUGCAGCUACAGUCCGCCCACAACAUCGGUGGAUGAGUAAACCAGUAAAGCAAAGCAAAGAAGCAAGGCACUACACAAAAAGACCACGGGGCAAAAAGACCUUUUUCCUAAGCCUAAGAACUAGAAAUGAAGCAGAAAUGAAAUGCAAAUGAAAUGUUAUCAUUAACUACAAGCCACAAAAAAUUCUAACAAGAAAGACGCAACGCAAGAGACUCCCCUACCCCCGCAGCAUGAUGCACGUCUAAUCCAUAUGAAUAUAUAUAUACCGUAUAUAUAUAUAUAUACAUAUAUAUAAAUACACGCAUAGUCAUACAUAUACGUAUAUCCAUAAAAACAACAACAACAAGACAAUGUAUACAAGACAUAGCACAUACUCUAUACAUAUAUAGGAAAUACUGUACGAGAGUAGAUCGAGUUGGGGUGCCGUGUACAAGUUUUAGAAGCUAAACAGUUUAUUCGGAUUGUACAAUUAUAAUUACUUAUAAUUUUUACCAAGUGACAUAUAUAAUUUAUACAUAUAUACGAUAUAGUGUAAUUGGGCUUGCAAUAGACUAACAGUAUUUUGUUUUAUAGAUAUUGAUUGAUUGUUCAGCGACAGACAGAUCGGACAGAGUGUGCUUCGAACCAAAUUCGUAACCAAACAUUGUUUGUUAUAUAAUUUUUAUUGCAUUUUUGUACAGUUUUUUAUUUAUAAUCAUCUAAAGAGCAGUUUUUUUUAUAUAUAUUCAUAAUUUUGUACGGCAUACGCUUUACAUCUGGACAUCUGGAUGGCGUUCCAAAUGAGUUUAUUAACUGAAUGAACAACAUGCACAACAAUCAGGCAUAUACAUAUAUAGUAAACAGCUGCAUAUACAUAUAUAUACAUGCAUACAUGUACAUCUAUAUAGUUAAACGAUUAGUUUAAUACACGUACACAAGUACACACAUAUAUAAAGCUCACUUCUAUAUAUACAUACAUACCUACAGUAAACAGUAAAUAUAUAGAGUAUAUAUUAUCAAGCAUACGAGUAACUAACAAAAGAAAGUAUUAAAGAGGGAGGAAUCGAAGUGAUGAUCGAUGGUGGUUCGGAUCGGAUCGAAUAAGUCGCAAGCGCCCAUUCAAAAAUCAACUAUUUACACACUUAUAUAUACAUUUAUAUAAACGAGAUGAAUCCAGUAAUCGAACAAGCUUUAAGGGCGAACUAAACCUAAACCUAAACCUUAAACUAAAACUACAACUAAAACAACAAAAACUUAACUCUUAGCCAGCCUGUGCUUCAACUUUCUCUUAACUCGAGCAUCAUAAAUUAUUUGGCAUUGCGGGGCAUUGAAAUCUUUAAAUAAUUCGCAUGAAUAUUCACAAAAAAACAAAAAAAACUAAAACUAAAACAAAAACAAAAAACCUAAAAGCAUAUCCAUUGUUUUUCAAAACACACACCCCACAAAAAACACCUUCCCUUUUUCUAUGUUGUUACGUUUAAGGAUCUUCUCUAUAUCCCCCCUCUAAUUAAGUUUCUUAUGUACUUAUUUGUGCAGAUCUACAUUAAAGCACACAAACUGCCUGCAUAACAAAAUAUCCAUACAUACCCCAUGCAUAAUUGUUGGAUGUUAUGUUCUGUGCAUUAAUUUUUAAGUUGUAACCAAAAUCGUAACUAACGCUUGUCCCUAAGUUGAGAUAAUAUCUAUGGUUAGCAGAGGUAAAAACCUUUGAAAUUUAGUUGUACGACAAGUUAAAAAUAUUCUACCUAUAACAAGUACUAACAAGAGACAUGAAGCAUACUUAAUGAAAUUAUUUCAAACGUAUUAGCAAAAUUAAUAACAACACAAGAAAAACAAAUCCAUGCGUAAAAGGGGUAACUUAUUUAUGUAUGUAUUUAUGUAAACGGUAGCAUUAACUAAGUAAAACCCAAGAUUAAAGCAAAUAUUUAUGAUGUGUAACCUAAAUUAACUAAAUACGAUUACUAAUGCAAAGUCUAAGUUAAUCCUUAAUCUAAGGAUCGAUCGAUCCAUCGAUUGGUUUGACUUUAAUUGUUGACUUUUGUUGAAAUAAUCCACGAUCAGAAGAUUCUCGACGGAAUGAUGGAUGGAACGUAACUAAACGUAAAAAAUAAUAAUGAUACAAAUUGGAUGAUUACGCAUACGCAGCAUAUGUAAAUACUACCUUAUAUAUUUGAAAGAAUAUUGUGAAAAGCAUGAAAAUGAAAUGGAAAUGGAAAAAAACAAUACUAACAAUUUAGUAAAGGAGAAAAUUCCGUUUAGGAGUUUUUUACAUGUACCAUAUAUAUUUGAAAAGAUGAAAAAAAACAAACAAAAAAGCAAAACAAAAACACACACAAAACAAAA